Molecule: messenger RNA, 723 nt
Organism: Bipolaris oryzae ATCC 44560
Lineage: Eukaryota; Fungi; Ascomycota; Dothideomycetes; Pleosporales; Pleosporaceae
Exons: 2
Coding region: 1-723 (240 amino acids)
Biological process (GO): riboflavin biosynthetic process; FMN biosynthetic process
Cellular component (GO): mitochondrion
Molecular function (GO): riboflavin kinase activity
Source: RefSeq, a predicted model, not a curated record
AUGGGACGUCCCGACGGCCCCCGCGACCCCAUCGCCGGCCCCGACACCCCCCAACCGCCCUUCCCCCUCAAGCUCCGCGGUCCCGUAAUCAAAGGCUUCGGACGCGGCAGUAAAGAACUCGGCAUCCCCACCGCCAACAUCCCCCUCUCGGGCCUCUCAAUCGGCGGCAACGAAGACCUCGACUCAGGCAUCUACUACGGCUGGUGCACCCUCGAUCCCUCCACCAUCCCUUCUCCCUCUUCCUCCUCCUCCUCCACCACCACUUCCUCAGACUCCUCACCACCAUCAACAUCCUCCAACCACGCCGUCCUCGACCUAAACUACCCCACCACCCCCGCCCCUUCCCCGCAAACAAUCUACCCCACCGUCCUCUCCAUCGGCUACAACCCGUACUACAAAAACUCGAAGCGCAGCAUCGAAAUCCACAUUUUGCACAACUUUGAGCGGGAUUUUUAUGGCGCAACGCUGAGUUUGGUGAUACUGGGGUUUAUACGGCCAGAGUAUGAUUAUGUGAGUUUGGAGGCGCUGGUGGAGGAUAUCAAGGAGGAUAUUCGGGUGGCGAAGAGGAGUUUGGAGCGCGAAAAGUAUUUGGAGUGGAAGGGGGAUGAGUGGUUGAAGGGAGGCGGCGAGGGUGGCGAGGUUAUGGCGAAUGGAGAGGGGAAUGCGAGGGUGGAGCAGGCCGGGCAAAAGGAUGGGGUGGUUAAGAGUGAGAUGAUGAAUUGA